Molecule: messenger RNA, 1557 nt
Organism: Linum trigynum
Lineage: Eukaryota; Viridiplantae; Streptophyta; Magnoliopsida; Malpighiales; Linaceae
Source: the annotation of a GenBank genome assembly
AUGGCUCGUAUUGCGGAAGAUCAAGUGGUUGAGUUCUCUCUCGCAGAGGUCCAAUCGGUGAAGUUUCGAACUUCGAGGACUCUGUUGGGGCGAUUAUUCUCGGAAACCAAAUUUACUCCUAGUGAGUUGCGAGAGGGCUUGAUCGAGGCCUGGCGGGUGCAAGGAAAUUUUAGGGUUUCGGUCACUAAAUAUGGCUUAUUUGAAAUUGUUCUGCCAAGUGAUGAGACGAGGGUUUGGAUCCUCAAACGGACUCCGUGGAUUGUCAAAGACAGAAUUUUACACCUCCGGUCUUGGACUUUAGCUAUCACGAGGCCAGUUUUCGAUGAUCUGGCUACUGCUCCUUUCCGUGUUCAAUUGUGGAAUGUGAAAGAAGAUUGCUGCUCCAAGCAGUUCGGUAGAAAAGUGGCAGCCGGAAAAAUAGGCCAAGUCUUGGAGGCUGAUGUUUUCGCAUCCAGAGAAACAGAGGAGUGCUUUAUUAAAGUGCACGCCCUCAUCGAUUUCACUAAGCCGUUGCGGUCUCAGUUCUUGGUGGUUAGUGAAGAGCUUGGUAGCUUCUGGGUAAACCUCAAAUAUGAAUUUCUGCCGACCUUCUGCUACCUCUGUGGCCGUGUGGGGCACUCGAAGCCAGAAUGUGUUUUUGAUCCUCCACCUGGUAAAGAACGCUUUGGCCCGCAUAUGUCUACAAGGAAACUAGGAAGGAAGAUCUAUAUGGAUGAGGAUGAGUUCCCAAAGUUUCACAAUACCAGUAAAUCAGUGUGGGUGAACAAGAAUGUUCAAGUGAAGAAUGACGGGAGUGCUAAGAAUGCUAAAACUCGUGAGAUGCGACCUGUGUCUAGUGAUCGCUCUGUUGAGCAGGUGGUUCAUCAGCAGGAGAUUCAUGGCUGUAUGGAGCCGCAACCUCGGGUGCAGGAAUCCAGACCUAAGCUGUUAGGGAACCGUGCUAGACCUAAACGGGUUGUUUUCAAGGCCUCACCUCGAGUGAAGAUUGGUGGUGGGAUUCGUCCGCACCAAAAGAAACUGUCUCCCAGAGAGGCUGCACCUCUCCCCCGGAAGGGCUCCAAGGGUCAUCAGCAGGGUGGAAAACAUGCCAGAAAGGUGUCUUCCAAUCGUCAGCAGCCAGAGGACCAGGUUGAGGUUGUUCUGGAACAAUCCCGAAGGCGAAGGCUGAUCUUGCAAGAGGAAUCGGAAGAAGAGGAGUUGGCUGGUGCGAAAGCCGCCCAAUCUAGACAGCCCCUGGAGAAUCCUCGAAUUCCCCCAAAGGGUACUUCUCACAAUGGAAGUACGGUGCAUCGGGCUCGCCCGCGACUGAAAAAGGGCGGCGCAGACUGCAUGCGGGCUAAGUCGAAGCAGGAUGGGGGAACGACUCCGUCUGGUGAUCUGCGAGAGUUGGAGGAUGAGGAGGCUGUAGCCCCUCGAGUUUAUGAGGGUCAGCAGCAGACCAUGGAUUCAGAUGAUGAUCAGUCGAACAACAAUAAGUUCUCGUUUGAGAUUAAGAGAAGAUCACAAGGUGGGGUCUCCAUGGAGACUCGUAAAGUCUUGACUGGGCGAGUCCACUAA